UUAUUCCAAAAAUCUCCUCUAAAACAUCUCUGGUUUCCCUCUCCACACAGCCUCAAGCUUAAUGUAGCUGUGGAGAAGUAAAACCACCUCUUCUCACCGUCAACUUCCUCCAUCCUAGAAAGAGAGAGAAAACAGAGAGCAUGAGUGAUUUUGUGUUGGAGUUGCUCAGUCUGAUUCUUGUAUGCCUCUCCCUAAUCUUGUUGAGUCUGUAUGGAAGAAAGCAAAAGCUACAGAAUCUUCCACCAGGAAACAUGGGUUGGCCUUUUGUUGGAGAAACCAUUGGGUACUUGAAGCCAUAUCCAGCCCACACCAUAGGCAAAUACAUGGAGCAACACAUCUCCAAGUACGGGAAGAUAUUCAAGUCCCAUUUGUUCGGGGAGGCGACGGUGGUGUCAGCAGACGCAGGGCUGAACAGAUUGAUUUUGCAAAACGAAGGGAAGCUGUUCGAGUGCAGCUACCCAAGGAGCAUCGGCGGGAUCCUGGGGAAAUGGUCGAUGCUAGUGUUGGUGGGUGAUAUGCACAGGGACAUGAGAAGCAUCUCCCUCAACUUCCUCAGCACCUCCAGGCUCAAGACCCAUCUCCUCCACCAGGUCCAGACCCACACCUCCCUCGUCCUCUCCUCCUGGGCCCACGGCUCCGUGCUCUGCGCCCAGGACCAGGCCAAGAAGUUCACCUUCAACCUCAUGGCGGAGCACAUCAUGAGCCUCGAGCCCGGGAAGCCCGAGACAGAGCGCCUCAAGAAGGAGUACAUCACCUUCAUGAAAGGGGUGGUUUCCGCUCCCCUUAAUUUCCCCGGAACGGCCUACAGGAGGGCCUUGAGGUCUCGAUCCACGAUACUCAAAUUCAUCGAGACCAAAAUGGAGGAGAGGAUCGAGAGAAGAAGCUCAAACGAACAAGAUUUACUAGGAUGGGUGCUCAAGAAUUCCAAUCUCUCCAAAGAGCAGAUUCUAGACUUGGUGUUGAGCCUGUUGUUCGCUGGUCACGAAACGACGUCGGUCGCCAUAGCUCUCGCCAUUUACUUCUUGCAGGGAUGUCCCACCGCCGUUGAGAAAUUACGGGAAGAACACUUGGAUAUUUCAAUGGCCAAGAAAGAAACAGAGGAGGGAGCAGAAUUGAGUUGGGAUGACUACAAGAAAAUGGACUUCACACAAUGCGUUAUAAGCGAGACUUUAAGGUUGGGGAACGUGGUCCGAUUUCUUCACAGAAAGGCCCUUAAAGAUGUUAGGUAUAAAGGUUAUGACAUUCCAUGUGGUUGGAAAGUGUUGCCGGUGAUAGCAGCAGUGCAUUUAGAUCCAUCACUUUUUGACCAACCUUGGCACUUUAAUCCAUGGAGAUGGCAGAGUAGGGGUGGGCGAGUUUCGAAUGAAACCAACAAUUUGAUGGCAUUUGGCGGCGGACCACGGCUGUGCGCGGGAUCGGAGCUGGCAAAGCUGGAAAUGGCAAUAUUUAUCCACCAUUUGGUUCUGAAUUUCCGCUUCACCUUAGCCGAUUCGGAUCAGGCCCUGGCCUUCCCCUUUGUGGAUUUUCCCAAAGGCCUCCCUGUGUCCGUCACGCGCCACCACAUGAAUUAAGGGUUCUAUUGGCAAAAGUGACAUCUUUUCUUGGAUUUUUUCAUCUCUUGGGGAGCCGAGCCAAGCCAAGCCAAGGAACAAAAAUGUAAAGAUUGAUUGGUUCAUGUGUUUAGCUAGCUACUAAAUGUAUACUACUUGGACGGAGAACCGCAUCUUUCUCUCACCUAUCUAUACCAGUGUAUGCACGAGGGACUUCUCUA
Molecule: messenger RNA, 1771 nt
Organism: Salvia miltiorrhiza (redroot sage)
Lineage: Eukaryota; Viridiplantae; Streptophyta; Magnoliopsida; Lamiales; Lamiaceae
Product: cholesterol 22-monohydroxylase CYP90B51
Exons: 8
Coding region: 141-1571 (476 amino acids)
Biological process (GO): sterol metabolic process
Molecular function (GO): heme binding; oxidoreductase activity, acting on paired donors, with incorporation or reduction of molecular oxygen; iron ion binding
Source: RefSeq, a predicted model, not a curated record